Messenger RNA from Penicillium crustosum, 1566 nucleotides. RefSeq lists its product as uncharacterized. NCBI's taxonomy places the organism in Eukaryota, Fungi, Ascomycota, Eurotiomycetes, Eurotiales, Aspergillaceae. Bases 1 to 1566 code for a protein of 521 amino acids. Gene Ontology annotation, molecular function: siRNA binding. The transcript is spliced from 4 exons. Gene Ontology annotation, biological process: regulatory ncRNA-mediated heterochromatin formation. The record is from RefSeq and is a predicted model, not a curated record. Gene Ontology annotation, cellular component: nucleus.
AUGAACCGCAUUCCGGGAGACCUGCUCCCCGAUGACACCGUCUGCGCAGAGGACCUGCUUGGGCUUGGAUUUGUCCUCACCGAAGAUGACAAGAUCCGGUACAUCGCCGCCCCUGACCAGGGCCCUCGUUACAAGGUCAACCGAAGUGACCGCAUUAACAAGGUCCACAUUGAGGCCCUCCAUAAGGCGAUCCGUACCUGCAUUAUCGACCGGCUCCUGGGAAUGGGAAUGCAUUUUAUGAAAAUUCCCAAGGGCAGCAAGCAACAGGUCCCCAUCAUGGUGUCUGGCAAUGUGACCACUGCACCUCGAGUUGUUGUUUUCUUCGGCGAGAUCAUUGAAGACCUGGGUGUCUUCUCGUACCGUGACGCUUGCGACGACGGCAUUUCUUUCGGUUCGAUCCUGGGCUUUGCCAAGGGUUUGCUUGGUGAGAAUGCUAAAGAUUCGCCCAAUGCUCUUAUCCUUGCGAACACCGGCCAGACCGUCUGGUACAAUUCAGGUUGGUUCCCCAUGACUGCCGACAGUGCCCAUAGUCAGCACCGCAGCUCUGCGGUGGAACGCAAACGUCAACUGGAUGAUCGUAAUGUGAUCAGCAAGGGCUCCAUCGGUGAGCAUGUCGAGAAUAUCUUCCAUCAAGUCUUGAUGCGCGGGAACUUCGAAGUCGGCGCCAAAAUCGACAUCAUUGGCAUUUCUGAGGGCGGCCAUGCUGCCAUGACUUACCUGAAGAAUCAAUGGAGUUUCUGGUCGCCCCAUAUCUCCUCCCUCUCCCUGAUCAACCCCGAGGCGAUUGCUACCACGAAGAGCAAGACUGGUGACACGAAGGACCCGACAUCAUUCGCCUGGUUCAUGAAAUACCGUUCCCGUGGCUGGACCCUCAGUAGUAAGCCGCUUGGCACACGUGUGCCUGGCCUUGAACACCUUCAUGGUUGCAACACGUACUCCUCCGGCGAAAACACAAAGUCGACUUGCAUGGUCACUCGUGGUGUAGGACACAUCUUGACCUGGAUGAACAUUAUGCAUUACUCUCCCAUGGCGAUGGAGAAGUUUGAUGUGGUGCCUGGCGAGACCGAUCCCAGCAGUGAAGCUGUUCGCGCGUUAUUGCCCAACGAAAUGGUUCCGGAAGUCCCUGGCGGCAAGAUUGAAGUUCACAGCCUGGAAGUCAUGAACCAGAUUAAAGGCUUCCUGACAGGUGUCACGUUCACUAAGGAAAUGAUUACCUUUUUCAAUGACAAGUUGUCGUUUGUUGACGCUAAAGACGACGAAAGUGAUGAUGACAGCGUGUGUACCGUCAUUUAUGUAGGCGAGAACAACGAUGCGUUUGAUGGUCUUCCUGAUGUUCCAGACGCUUCUCCUGGCACUUCUCGUGACAGCCUUCCCGUUCCUGACGUACUUCCCGGCGCUUCUUCUGAGGCUUCUCCUGGCAUUCUUGCUGGCGUUCUGCCUGACGCUCUUUCCGUUCCGGAAACCCCAUUGUACUACGACGACGUAAUCGUCGGCAAGGCUGACCCGUUCGACCUCAGUGAUCUGCAAGAUAUCCGAGAGGACGAAAAAGAAGAUGAAACCCUCUAA